Molecule: messenger RNA, 1641 nt
Organism: Aspergillus terreus NIH2624
Lineage: Eukaryota; Fungi; Ascomycota; Eurotiomycetes; Eurotiales; Aspergillaceae
Product: putative C6 transcription factor
Exons: 5
Coding region: 1-1641 (546 amino acids)
Biological process (GO): regulation of DNA-templated transcription; DNA-templated transcription
Cellular component (GO): nucleus
Molecular function (GO): DNA binding; zinc ion binding; DNA-binding transcription factor activity, RNA polymerase II-specific
Source: RefSeq, a predicted model, not a curated record
AUGAAUCGCACUUCUGGUGAACGACCAGCCAAGCGGGUUCGACAGGCCUGUGAACCAUGCAGGCGUAAGAAGGCAAAGUGCCCAGGCGAGCAGCCGGUUUGCUCCCUCUGUGCGCGGUUGAAUCAAAGAUGCGCCUACGCAGAGGACAGACUAAGGCCAUCCUUGGCUGUAUCUGGCUCCACGGGCGAGAAUGCUCCUAUUGCUAGUCAAACCGAAGACAGAAUCUCGGAGAUAUUGGACGGGCGACUCGGGAGCCUCGAAGCCAAACUAGGAGAGGUUCUUGAUGCACUAGGACAAAGUACUGUCAGAUAUGAUAGGCUGGCUCAGGCGCCACAGGCGCCAUCGACUCUCAGUACUUCAAUGAUACCUGCAGCCGUGAACUCACUUACCCCUCUCCCAUCAUGGGAGAAAGUUAUGUCUAUAGCAGAGUUAUAUCUCCAGUAUUGCGACGCGCAGCCUCUCCCUUUGUUUCAUAGGGAUGAUUUCCUCAAUAGCCUGGAGACUCGUGAUCCCGAAGUCAUUUACGCUAUUCUUGCGUUGACGAUACGGUUCUCCGAUGAACAAUAUAAAGACAUGAACGAGCUCAUGGUGCGAAUCAAUGGCUAUACAGAAAUGGCUCGAGGCCUGGUUAUGAGAAGAAUUUCGGAAGGACCUGUCGAGCUCUCCACUUUGCAAUGUCUAUGCCUCUUGAGCUUAAUUGAUUUUACCAAUGGCAACACCCAUCGCUCAAGUAUUCACAGCAGCUUAGCCAUGAACUUGGCCCUGUGCGCCAACCUCGGCUCCGAAACGAAUCCCACGCUGAGUCCAAGGACUCGCGAAGAACGCAGGCGAUGCUUCUGGAGCAUCUGUCUUUUGAAGCGACUUCACGGCUUUGAGUUUGAUAACUUUGACUUUCCAGAUGGCCGUUCACCUCCUUAUCCUGCAAGUCCAGAUUUGCCUCCCCGCUCCUCCUCGCCAAACGGUAGGGGCGAUGAGACUCGCUCGAGCGAUCUUAAAGACCAAGGCAUACUUGCAUACGUAAUUAUCCUCAGCGAGGUAUUUGCGAAGACCGCUAAAUACGUCCGAAAUCAUGGAAAGCCGAGCAACGUACCGCCCUGGUCUUCCCAGUCUGACUACUCUAAGAUCAUAACGCUCCAGAUGGAACUAGAGACUCGCAUGCCUUACCACCAUCGGUUCAAGCCAGCCAAUCUCAGCGAAAGAACAAUCGAGGAGCUGCAACGAGAUCGCGCAUAUUGGGGCGCUUUCUUUCUGAACCAGUUCCUGUACCACACCAUACUAUGCCUCCUUAAUCAUCCCCUCCUACUCUCCCUCAGUUUGAGGAACUUCAGGAGUACCAUCCCUGAGAUUUUUCUACAGCAUACGUCUGAUCUGAUUUCCUCACACACAACGUGGAUCAUCUACUUUAUCAACUAUUUUGAGGAAAAGUCUUUCAAAGUCUCGGAUCCACUGUUGGGAUACAGCGCCGCAGUGGUCGCCACCAUUGAAUUACAGUUGAGCUUCACCGAGGAUUCGGCGGUCCGUCAGGAAAAACGAGACCGGUUCUUUAAAUGUGUUGGCUUUGUACAGAGUUUGGGGCAGAAAUGGCCUCAUAUGGCGCGACUGGUUUGUUGGUCCCCAGCCACAACACCUGCAUUCGGCUAA